CAAACACUUCCUAAAACAAGAAAAGAAGCCAUAAACUCCAUAGACUCUUAUCCAUCAUCAUCGUAUUUUUUACUAGACCUCAAAAACUCACCAAAACCUUCUCAAAAAUGGAGAUCUUAACGCUCUCAGCUACUCUUUCUCUCUCCUCCUCCCAAAACCCCACACACCUUUCUUCCUCUAAAUCCUCCUUAUUCCUCAAUCACACCACCACCACCGCGUUCUUCAGAUCCGUCAACACAACGGGCCUGGGCUUGAGUGCCCGAACCCGUCCUACUAACCGAACUCGGAGGGGGUUCUGUUGCAACUCGUUGUUUGGGCUUGGUGUUCCGGAGCUCGCGGUCAUCGCCGGUGUUGCGGCUCUUGUGUUUGGCCCCAAACAGUUACCGGAAAUUGGCCGGAAUUUCGGCAAAACCAUCAAAAGUUUUCAACAGGCCGCAAAGGAGUUCGAACAGGAACUUACAAAACCAGAAGACUCUGAGUCUUCUGACAAGGUGAUUGAGGCAAAAUCAGCAUCAGAAAGUUCAGAAGAAAAAGAAAAUGUUGCAUCGUCGUCUAAAGAGAGUUCUUGAGAUUAUUCAUGUAUUUUUUCUUCCACUUCAUUUAAUCCGAAUUUUUUUCUUGUAUUCGUGACGGCCAAUGUGAUGGUAUGUAUAAUCGAAUACUUGUGUAAGAGUUCCGUUCAUAUCAAGCGCAAUUUAGCAAAUUA
This is a messenger RNA of Spinacia oleracea (spinach), 706 nucleotides long. RefSeq names its product sec-independent protein translocase protein TATA, chloroplastic. The record is from RefSeq and is a predicted model, not a curated record. NCBI's taxonomy places the organism in Eukaryota, Viridiplantae, Streptophyta, Magnoliopsida, Caryophyllales, Amaranthaceae. The coding region runs from base 108 to 569 and encodes 153 amino acids. Gene Ontology annotation, cellular component: membrane. The transcript has 2 exons. Gene Ontology annotation, biological process: protein transport by the Tat complex.